Guyanagaster necrorhizus is the source of this 669-nucleotide messenger RNA. RefSeq lists its product as uncharacterized. Bases 1 to 669 code for a protein of 222 amino acids. Lineage: Eukaryota; Fungi; Basidiomycota; Agaricomycetes; Agaricales; Physalacriaceae. The record is from RefSeq and is a predicted model, not a curated record. The transcript has 5 exons.
AUGUCGAUGACGCGUCCACUGCUUGUUCGAAUUAAAAUUUCAUUGACAACUGCGGGGGUGCUCGCCCGUCUGGAUUCUGGAACGGUAUCAAAAAUCUCAUUAGGAACCACUCGUCUCCUCGAGGGGUCUCUUCGGCGAUCCAAAAGAAAAAAAAUUUUCCUGAAGUCGUCCAUUGUCCAAGGAUCUGGGUUUCAGCCGUGUGAUCGGAGACACUUGCCUAGGACAGGAUUUGACGAAAAGGAGCUGUAUAUUGAAAUCCUUUUUGCCUUCAACGCCGUCCAGGAGAAGCAACGCAUUACGAUUGAGUCAUAUAGGACAUUUUCAUAUAUUGACAUUCCGUGCAACAAGGAUGACGUGUUCGGGGUAACCAAAGGGUCGGAUCUGUGCCCGUGCACUGACCCAAUCAUCUCCCGCAAUCUUACAUUCACUGUUUUUCUCGAUGGCUCCAGGCGAAGUUACACACAUCUGGGAUAUGGCAGGGACGAAGACGAGCUGGGUGAAGGGAGAAUACUGUGUUCACUGGAUCAGAGUGAACGGAAGACCGACAAUGUUCACCUUCGAGUGUCUCCAGGACCCCUGUACCGGGAAGAACGACCGCUUUUUGGAAGCCUUAUAAUCCGAAGUGAUAAGGGUAAACCCUCUUUAACGUCGGCCAUCGAUGUUUGGUAA